Amphibalanus amphitrite is the source of this 2242-nucleotide messenger RNA. RefSeq names its product probable signal peptidase complex subunit 2. Gene Ontology annotation, cellular component: membrane; signal peptidase complex. Gene Ontology annotation, biological process: protein targeting to ER. NCBI's taxonomy places the organism in Eukaryota, Metazoa, Arthropoda, Thecostraca, Balanomorpha, Balanidae. The coding region runs from base 1177 to 1749 and encodes 190 amino acids. The record is from RefSeq and is a predicted model, not a curated record. The transcript is spliced from 5 exons.
CUCCAAUCUUGAUUUGCUAGAUGGGAACAAAAUACUCGGUAUGUGAUACAUAUAUACCCCUCGAUUUGCCCUCGCGCUAAGUCUAUUUUAAUCAUCACUGUCGCUUUUUAUCCGAGAUGAUGUCGCCGCUAAACGGGUUGUUUUGUUUGCUUGCGUUGAAUGGUCAUUACGGAUUACCUAUUGAAGGAUUAUGAUAAAAUAGGAAUGGGGCGAGGGAUGAUAUGCACUGCGUCUGCAGGUGUUUAAUUUAGAUCACAAAGGCAUCAUUUCCGGCAUAGUGCAGAGUCGCUAUCUUCCCCCUCCUCUGCACUGCGGCAUCUCUGCGCCCCACACACGGCGUCCUCACUCCACGGCCGGCCGCCGCCAACUGACCCACUCGCCGGGCGCCGCGACCUGACCCGUGUCGCUGCCGCGGCCUGCGCAAUAGAGUCGGGGCUGGAAUCCGGGGGUUCGGCCGGCCGGCCGCCUCUGGAGCGGGGGACUUUUUUAGUAGACCUACUGUACGUUCCAUAGAAAUUUUAUUUGUAUUUAUAGAUGGACAAUAUUGGAGAAAAAAUUUAUCUUUUUUUUUCACCAGAGGCGAGGAAUCGAUUGCAAGGCUAAAUAAACGCCUGAAUGAUAUCAAUAUCAACCUAUUUUGUGCAUUCAAAUUAAAAAUGUUAAUAAUGAAAUAUAACAAAACACAAGUGACAACGGAAGAAUAUGAAGGAAAGUAGGGAGAUGUGAAGUAAUUUUCCACAAAAGUUAUUGAAAAGUUCCAAAAAAUUUCCUCCGAUUCCAUUGCUACCAAAUCCAAUGUAUACGUGUUUUUGAUACAAAACUGACGCAGCAUCAUCUAUAGAUGGCCUUGCAUCAUUCACUUUUCACGCCGGCGUGGUUGGUUACUUUUGUCGUAUAGUUAUUUAUUUGAUAUUGCUAUAACUCGAGGGAGAUCCAAAAUCACGGAUUGUUGAAACUGUAUUUCUUCUGUUUGGCGAAGAACUUAUACCUUGAAUUGCUGGAUAUUUGAGUUUGAAGCUAGUGCAAGUUGAAGUGAUUGUAAAGCAAGAUCAAGAUAAGCAUAAGCAAAGCCCCACUUUGCUAGCUUGAGCUUGAACUUGAACUGGCGCCUACUUAGUUCAAUAAUUUUGAAACUGCUGGUUUUAGUUGAAGCAAGUUUUGGCACAUUUGGGCAGAAUGCCUGCUGCAGUGGAAGAUGACACCAUCAAGGUCGACAAGUGGGAUGGAUCAGCUGUGAAAAAUGCUCUGGAUGAUGCUGUCAAAGAGACGCUGCUCACCAAGUACAAGUACUCUGAGAGCCACUGGCUGAUGGACUGGCGGCUGGCCAUCUGCACUCUGGCGGUCGGCCUGUCGGGCCUGGCCAUCGUCUGGGACUUCCUGCACCCGUUCCCCGCCUCCAGGCCGGUGCUGAUUUUCUGCGUGUGCUCGUAUUUCGUGCUGAUGGGCGUGCUGACUCUGUACACCACCUACGUGGAGAAGAACAUCUUCCUAGUGGCUGUGCAGAAGGACGCCGCCGGAGUCGACCCUGACUCCAAGUGGGAAGUCAGCUCCUCACUCAAACGGUUCGAUGACCAGUACACCCUGUCCGUGCGGUACGUGGACGGCUCGUCCAAGCGCGAGCGGCAGGCCUCAGUCACGCGAUCGGUGGCCGCCUUCUUUGACGAGAACGGCGUCCUGGUGCGAGAGUGUCUGGUGCCCGUGGUCACCAAGCUGCACAACAGUCUGCUCUCGGGAAAGAAGGACAAGUAGGCAGCGCUGAAGAAGGGUGAAGAAGGGGCAACGGCCACGAAUAGUGACGCCACUGCCUUCGAAGAUGGAGGUGUUUUCGAAGAGGGAUGGGGUUGGAUAGGUGGAAGCUAUGAGCGGCGCACCCCAUGUCCGGGGGACCAACUAUCUCAUCACACUGGUGACCCAGCCAAAGGGGCGACGGCGGCGCCUGAGUUUCGGUCACUCCGCACGUGCUGGUGCAUAUGUGGCGGGUGACAGCGAGCGCUGCGAAGUGCUGUGUGGGAUGGAACUUUUAAUCGAGAGAUGCGAGGGUGAGGUGCGGGCGAACGCUUGCAACAGAGUUGGGUGGUGCGCGGCGCGCCUGAACGCGAGUGCACAGUUUCUUCGGGGCGUUUGGAAGGGGCUACUCUGUUGCCGGAUGCGUUAUUUUCGUGUCGUUUGGUGUCCUUUUUGGUGUCGCAAGCCUAGUUCGGUGUCCGUUUUUUCUUCAGAAACAAUACACAAAAGUAUCGGG